Molecule: messenger RNA, 5781 nt
Organism: Plectropomus leopardus (leopard coralgrouper)
Lineage: Eukaryota; Metazoa; Chordata; Actinopteri; Perciformes; Serranidae
Product: A disintegrin and metalloproteinase with thrombospondin motifs 15
Biological process (GO): proteolysis; extracellular matrix organization
Molecular function (GO): zinc ion binding; metalloendopeptidase activity
Source: RefSeq, a predicted model, not a curated record
UCAGCACACACAGGUGGAGAAUGGGAAUGGGUCAUGACCAGGAGGAGUUUGCACUGAGUGGACUUGUACGACCUGCAUUGUUUUAGACUAGCACGCUCUGGAUUAUGCUCUUCAUGCUGAUCUGUGGCUCCCAGCGCUUCCACUGAGCUUGCAGAUUCAAUAUCGUUUUUGUUUUCUCUCAUGGUCGUUGCAUUCUUUAUUGAAUGCAAACAUCGUCAUGUUUAUCAGAACAACUUUUCUCCUCUACUUUGUGGUCUCACUCUCAAAACUUGCUCGUUGCAUGGAAAGUGAACUCUGCUUCCCUAGAUUGGAUAACAAUGACAGGAGGGAUUUUGACAACGACGUGGAUAUCUUUAAUGAAAAACGUGUCCUAAAAAUAAGAGCUUUCAAGCAGGAAUUAGUGAUCGACCUACACCAAGACUCUAAUUUCAUUGCCCCUUCCAUUUCUAACCAAGACGCAUUCUGGCUCUCCAACACCGAUGUCACCACUGACCUGAGCCGGUGUUUUUAUUCCGGAUAUGUGAACGCCGACCCAAAUUCUUACGCAGCUUUGAGCCUCUGUAAGGGUUUACAAGGUGCAUUUGGCUUCCACGGCUGGGAAUAUUUUAUCAGCCCGGUGCAAAAUGACACCACGAGCGCGGAAGGUGCGCACAUCAUCCGGCGCAGAACCAGCAACAACCUGAAGCUGAAUUCCACCUCUAGGUGCGCAGUGGACAGCGACAUAAGUCUCCAGGUUGCGCAAUCGUUGGAGAAAUACAAGCGACUGCAAGAUUACAGCAAUGUGACCGAAACGAUGCUGCGGAGGAUGGGGAGAGCCAAGAGGUUCGCGUCGAUCCCCAGGUUCGUGGAGACGCUCGUGGUGGCGGACGAGUCCAUGGCGCAAUUCCAUGGAGAUGACCUAAAACACUACCUCUUGACACUGAUGUCAGUGGCAGCGCGGCUCUACAGACACCCCAGUAUUCUCAACUCCAUUAACGUCGUCGUUGUGAAGAUCGUGAUUAUAUCCGAGGAGGACAAAGGACCCAAAGUGUCCGGUAACGCGGCCAUGACGCUAAGAAACUUUUGCACAUGGCAAAAAAAGAUGAAUAAAAACAACGACAAGCAUCCGGACUACUGGGACACAGCAAUCCUCUUUACUCGACAGGACCUGUGUGGAGCCUCCACCUGUGACACUCUCGGCAUGGCGGAUGUUGGCACCAUGUGCGACCCCAAGAGGAGCUGCUCUGUGAUCGAAGACGACGGCCUACCUUCAGCCUUCACCACUGCCCAUGAGCUCGGACACGUGUUCAACAUGCCUCACGACAACGUGAGGGCCUGCGAGGACGUGUUUGGGAAACUGCAGGACAACCACAUGAUGUCUCCCACUCUCAUUCAGAUUAACCGCACCAGCCCCUGGUCCCCCUGCAGUGCUGCCAUCAUCACUGAAUUCCUGGACAGCGGGCACGGGGAAUGUUUGCUCGACCAGCCACAGAAACCGCUGGUUCUCCCUGACGUGCUGCCGGGAGCAUCCUAUAUCCUCGACCGCCAGUGUGAGCUCGCGUUCGGAGAAGGCUCCAAGCCCUGUCCCUUUAUGCAACCACCAUGCGGCCGUCUGUGGUGCACAGGAAAGUCAAAUGGCCAUUUGGUGUGUAUGACUCGGCACUUUCCCUGGGCAGAUGGCACCCACUGUGGAGACAAUCAAGUCUGCGACCGAGGGGUCUGUUCUGAAAAACGGGACCAAAAUGUGAAGGUGGACGGCCGCUGGGGAAAGUGGGGCCUGUUUGGUUCCUGCUCACGCACAUGCGGAGGCGGCGUCCAACUGUCUAAAAGAGAGUGUAACAACCCAAUUCCGUCAAAUGGGGGUAAAUACUGCCAAGGGGUUCGGGUCAAAUACCGGUCCUGCAACCUGAACUCCUGCCCUGACACAGGGAAAACUUAUCGUGACGAGCAGUGUGAGAACAGUGGCCGCAGCUUCAACAGCAACCGCAUCGACCCCUCUGUGGUGUGGGUGCCCAAGUACUCCGGAGUGUCCGUCAAUGACAGGUGUAAGCUCAUCUGCAGGGCUAACGGCACUGGCUACUUCUACGUCCUGGCACCCAAGGUUGUGGAUGGGACUCCGUGCUCCCCAGACUCCACAGGAGUUUGUGUCCAAGGGAAGUGCAUUAAGGCUGGCUGUGAUGGAAAAAUUGGCUCCAACAAGAAGUUUGAUAAGUGUGGAGUCUGCGGAGGUGAUAGCAAGGGCUGCAAGAAGGUGUCGGGACUCUUCACAAAGCCUGAGCACGGCUACAACUUUGUGGUCGUGUUACCGGUGGGCGCAGCCAACAUAGACAUCCGUCAGCGAGGCUACAAGGGCAUAAGGAAUGAUGACAACUAUCUUGCGGUUAAAAACAGCGUGGGCCACUACCUGCUCAAUGGGAACUACAUAGUGUCGGCUGGAGAGAGGGACAUCAUUGUCAAGAAUAGCCUGCUGCGCUACAGCGGCACAUCUGGAGCCUCUGAGACCCUGCAGGCUGUGAAGCCCUUGGGAGAAUCCCUGACUGUGGAGGUGCUGUGUGCGGGCCAGAUGACACCUCCUCGCAUCCGCUACUCCUUCUACCUCGCUCGUCAGACCAAGGAGGACAAGACUCUGAAGAAGGAGGGCCGUGUGACCUCCCAUAACAGUGUCCUGGCUGAGGAUAGUGUCAAGGAGAAGGACCCACUGAAGAAAUCUUAUAGCAAAGAGGAUCCUGCUCUUGGGAAAUGGAUAUCUGCAGGUUGGGACGAGUGCUCAGUGACCUGUGGCAGUGGGAUCCAGAGGAGGAUGGUGCAAUGUCUGAGAGCAGACGGGAAGCCAGGAUUGGACUGUGAUCCUUCACAAAGACCCUCAGCCACCAGGGUUUGUGGAGACCCCUGUCCUGAGUGGCAUAUUGGGCAGUGGUCACCUUGCUCCAGAACCUGUGGGAAGGGCUUCAAGAGACGACCGUUGCACUGCAAAACCCAAACUGGGCAUCUGCUCCCAAGGGACCACUGCACUGGCUUACGCAAGCCACAGGAGCUGGACUUCUGUAGCCUAAGGCCUUGCUAAUGACUCAAACCUAUAAACUACAAGACUUUGUAAUGUUUGAAAUGGACUGAAGUGAAUCCACCUGCAAGUAUCUCACACACCGUCUCUGUCAGAUGCAGAUUUUUCCACCUGCAUGAUGGGGACACUUGCUUGGAAGAACAAGAAUAUCUGAAGGAGAGUGAAAGCCGCAGGAUGAAUGCUGGAAGAUACUCUUCACUGCCAUCACUCUGACUUCAAAAGACAUAAUCCAGGACUAACUCUGAUGGCAAAAUAACAUGAUCGAAGGUCAAACAGAAAUGUAGUUGAAUCCCCUGUAUUGUCAGCAGACACAGAAUUCCCACUUGCAAGCAAUCAAUCUAGUUUACCUUAUAAGUCUGGAACCCAUUUUAUGUCAUAACAUUUUAACUGCUCAGGUUUCAGAGUUUUAUUGACUCAAAUAGAUCAGUGAAGCCUUUAGGUUGUCCAAUAAAAAUGAUUCAAUUCAUUUUUCAAAAGGCAAAUAUACCAGGAUUGACGAGCGUAACUCUUUACAAAGUGGAUGAAAACAUAACGCCAACAAUACUUCACAUAUACCCCCUUUUCCACCAAAUUAGCUCUCGUUCCUGAACUAGUUCUGUUCAGGACUCUUGGAACCUAGGUGCUCACGAGCGCACCAGCCCACGUUUUCAUCAGUUUUUAUCAGAACCUUUGUAAGUAGGGCUGUCAAACGAUUGCAUGUUUUAAUAGCGAUUAAUCGCGGACUUUCUAUAGUUUAUCACAAUUAAUCACAUUUUUUAAUCACGUCGUCAAUUCCAUUACUUUGCAUUUCAAAACAGUUAUAAAGUCCAUGUUAACAAGGUGAAAUUUUACCUGAUCAUUUUUUUACCGAAUCGAUUGACAGCAAAAAAACUGCAUGGGACUAGCAUUAAGUGAGCUUUUUCGUAAAGGGGAGGCUCAUAGGUACACACAGAACUCAUUUUCACUCAGAUAUGCAGAGGUUAAAGGUCGGAGCAUUAUUCUGCCCCCUUACAGAAAAGCCACUAUGACAUGGUUGGUACAGCCUCUUAAAGAUGGGAAUGUUGGCCGGCGAGUAAAUGCGAUUAAAAAAGAUUAACGCAGAAAUUAUCUGACACCACUAAUUGUAAGCAAAAUUGUGUUAUCAACAGAGGGCAUUGCACCAAACUUAACAGUUGUAGCAAUGUGGCAGACCCCACUGAUUACCUGCGGACUUCUUCUUCUGAUCUGUUAUUACAUACAUUUGUUUUGGUCCAAAAACAAGCAUGAAUCAAUUAAUAAGAUCACUGCACUUUUCUUUCCCGAUUAUUUUUUGGCUACAGUCCAUUGUUGCCUUCACCAUCCUCUCUUUCAACAUGUAGACAUACCCACUGAUGUUUUCAUACUUAGCACUUCAGGUCAAGGAAAACCUUUUUUUUUUGUUCCAGCUGAGAACCAAUUUUUCCAGUUCCAAAGCAAUUUAUUUUUAGUCCAAAUGCUCGGAAUGGUUCAAAAUUACGUGUGGGAACCGCAACGGAACCCGUUGCAUGUUGGUGGAAAAGGGGAAACAGAAAAGAACAUCUGCCUAAUGAUUAACAUGUGUGAUUUUCAUCUGCCAUCUCAUAAGGUGCUCUUUUCAGGGAAUCUUUUUUAAAUCACGGAAUUGACUUGGAAACAAAACAGAGCAAAUCACUGUUGUGGUUGUGCAGAUGAAGCCUUGCUGCUGCGUUGUUUAUUCAAUGCACAUGUACAUAUAUUUUAAAUCUGUUGUAGCAAAUCAAGAUUGAUACAAAAUUGGAUAGAUUUCUACAACCACCGAUGCAUUUUCAACAUGUUUACUUUCACAGAAACAAACAAUAAAGAUGCAACCAGCAUUUCUCCUCCAGUACCAGGAAGCUUUAGACAUUGAUUUUCUGCAGACCUCACUCAGCACCAGUCAUGGAAACAGUUUAAACUAGAAUCUGAACUUGCACUGGUAGCUUUCAUGACAGAUCUGACUAAACAAAAAGGGCAUGAGACAAUGGCCAGUGGUCCCGGUCAGCUGCUGUGGCUGCCAGCUGUGGGAUUUCAUUAGGCUGUAUCACAACAUUGCGCUGCUCAGGUGAGACACGGGCUUAGCCUGAUGUCACACACACAUAUACACAUGCAUGCACUCACACAUGCACACAUGCCGUGUUCAAUUCCCAAAUUCUGUGUUCAACACAUUUGACUGCUUCCUUUAUUUCCUUCUAUCAUUCGACUACAACAAUUGUCCUCUCAGUUUAUGGUGUUCAGCCAUGUCGAGUCAUGCCUGUCUGGCACAGUUACCACAGAUAAUUUAUUAUCAAUGAAACGAUAAAGCAAAGAGGGGAAGAAAAACUGGCAAGCCCUCAGUCACGCUGUACAGAGUGCGUGUUUCCCUGGAUCUCCUCGUUCAUGGUCCCCCAGCCCGAGCCAAGCUGUUCCUUGUACACACUCGAUGAAAUCCUGUACUCUAUUAUAUUCUUGUUUUGUUUCUUGAAGGGGCCACAUUGUCCAAUUCAACAUCCAACUACAGGAUGGAUCCUGCGUCAGUUGGAUUAUCUUUUUUAUUUUUUAUCAGCUUUUGCACUUUGUACAGCAAAAGAAACCUAUGACCUACAUGGGCUGUAUUGUAUACUAUGUAUAUAUUUAUUCAGCUCUGUGCAAAAAACUAAUGUAAAUACGUUUUAAGUCUCCUUUUUUUUUUUUUUUACACAGGCAUUUGUAAUUGUCUUUGACUUAAGUGUAUUUAUUCCAAAAAUAAAGCCAUUCACAAACAGAACUAA